GAUACACAACCGUUGCGCGAAUCAAAAUGGCGACACAUCGGAGACGGAGGGCAGAGCUGCAACCCUCGAAUUAGUUAUAUCAAGCGAUGGAUGUAAACUGUGAAGAAGUAGCUUGGCGAAAUAAGAAUUUUUCCAAAUUGUAACUGUGACUGUUUUUUUGUGUAAAUUCCCGCUUAAAUUCAGAAAGUGAACCACGACAGAGCAACUUUACCCAGUCAGCAUGGCAGAGGAGAGACGGCAGAAGCAGUGCUCAGUGGUCCUGCCCACAGAGUCCAUGAAGGCCAUGGCAGAGUCUGUGGGAGUGGGGCAGCUACAGGAGGAGAGCUGUGUCGCCCUGAGUGAGGAGGUCAGCUAUAGAAUAAAGGAAAUUGCUCAGGAUGCUCUAAAGUUCAUGCACCAUGGGAAGAGACGUAAAUUAACCACCAGUGACAUAGAUAAUGCUCUCAAGCUCAAGAAUGUGGAGCCCCUGUAUGGCUUCCAGUCACAGGAGUUUAUCCCGUUCCGCUUUGCCAGUGGUGGUGGGAGGGAGCUUCAUUUCUACGAGGAAAAGGAAGUGGACCUCAGUGACAUCAUCAACACGCCACUUCCCAGAGUUCCCCUAGACGUUUCUCUCAAAGCCCAUUGGUUAAGUAUUGAGGGGGUGCAGCCUGCUAUACCAGAAAAUCCCCCACCAGCACCAAAAGAGCAGCAGAAAACUGAAUCUACAGAGCCGCUCAAACUGGUCAAGCCUGGUCAGGAGGAGGAAAGUACAAUUCAGGGCAAGAAUCAGGGAGCAACGGCUGCUGAUGGUAAAGGAAAGGAGAAAGGUCUGAUGAGGUUGAAGCCGCGCAGCACUCAUGAACUCUCUGUGGAGCAGCAGCUCUACUACAAGGAAAUCACAGAGGCUUGUGUCGGCUCCUGUGAAGCCAAGAGGGCUGAGGCUCUGCAGAGUAUUGCGACAGACCCUGGACUAUAUCAGAUGCUUCCAAGAUUCAGCACUUUCAUUUCUGAAGGGGUGCGUGUAAAUGUGGUUCAAAACAACCUGGCUCUGCUGAUUUACCUGAUGCGGAUGGUCAAAGCUCUAAUGGACAACCCCACACUCUACCUGGAGAAAUAUCUGCAUGAGCUCAUCCCGGCUGUGGUGACGUGUAUCGUGAGUAAGCAGCUGUGUUUACGGCCAGAUGUUGACAACCACUGGGCCCUCCGGGACUUCGCUGCUCGUCUCAUGGCUCAGAGUUGUAAAACCUUCAGCACCACAACCAACAACAUCCAGUCCCGCAUAACCAAGACCUUUACUAAGAGUUGGCUGGAUGACAAAACCCAGUGGACGACGCGUUAUGGCUGCAUCGCUGGACUCUCUGAACUUGGACCUGAUGUGAUUAAGACGUUGAUCCUUCCUCGGCUUGCUGUAGAGGGCGCUCGCAUCAAAGCAGUGAUGGAAGGACCGGUGGUCUCCAAUAUUGAUAAGAUAGGAGCUGACCAUGUUCAAAGCCUCUUACUGAAACACUGUGCCAGUGUUAUUGCCAAGACUCGACCUCUUCCUGACAAUGUGGAGCAGUAUCGGACAGACUAUGGCUACCUUGGGCCCAUGCUUUGUUCCCAUGUAGUGAAGGCCAGGACCCAAGCAGCUCUGCAGGCCCAGCAAGUCAACAGAACCACAUUAACAAUAACACAGCCUCGCCCCACCCUCUCCGUCUCACAAAGCGGGCUAAGUGGAUCAGGAGGGCCUCGAACUCCGAGCAUCAUUAAGGUUCCCAGCUCUCUCACCCUGAUGUCCCCUCGACCAGGGACCCCAUCACAGCCUUCCCCCCCUGCGACAAAAUAUAUUGUCAUGGCAACCAGUGCGGGAGCAGCCUCGACUCAGCAGGUUAUCACCCUUAGCUCUUCCCAGUCAGCCUCCCCAGUCACGAGCACUGUUCCCAGUGCCACUUCCACCUUGCAGCCUCUCGUAAAACUGGAGUCUAGUGCGGGCCCUGGCUUGACAGGCUCACGACCCCUGCAGAAGUACAUAGUGGUGUCUCUGCCCUCAUCUGCCUCCUCCUCCCUGGAGAGUAAGAGCUCUGUGCUUCCGACCCCCAUCACCUCAACCUCUUUAGAAGCAGGGAUGAAGAUGGACCGUUCCGAGUCUCCUGGAGCAAGCACCCAGUCGCCACACUGAGACUGGAGUUUUACCGUGCUGAGGAGGCUGGGUGGGGUUGAACCUAGAGGGCUGAACUCUGUCAAGGGGAAAAUAUGAACACACGACUGAUGAAGAGGGGCUGUGACUAAAAAUAUGUAAAUAUGUUCAUGCUCAAAGAAACCUGAGGGUAUCACUCUGACGUUUGUAAUGGUUCAACUGAUAUUCUAAUUGAUUUCAUGUUCCUUUUUUACUCUAAAAUAAAUCAGAUUUUGUAAGGA
Molecule: messenger RNA, 2376 nt
Organism: Myripristis murdjan (pinecone soldierfish)
Lineage: Eukaryota; Metazoa; Chordata; Actinopteri; Holocentriformes; Holocentridae
Gene: taf6
Product: TAF6 RNA polymerase II, TATA box binding protein (TBP)-associated factor
Exons: 15
Coding region: 221-2137 (638 amino acids)
Biological process (GO): transcription initiation at RNA polymerase II promoter; RNA polymerase II preinitiation complex assembly
Cellular component (GO): SAGA complex; transcription factor TFIID complex; SLIK (SAGA-like) complex
Molecular function (GO): protein heterodimerization activity; transcription coactivator activity; RNA polymerase II general transcription initiation factor activity
Source: RefSeq, a predicted model, not a curated record